AUGUUGGACAUGUGGACUACCCGCCUUGGUGCCAGGAUUUGGGUGUUAAGUACAGUUGUUUUAACACUGAUGUUGACUGGGUGUUCCUUUGCAUCUAUCAUAGCGGAAAUGCAUAUCCCUCGAGGUAGCCGUGUGAAUAUGUUUGAUCUGUACAACAUGAAUGGUGUGGAAUGCAGCGUUUCCGGUUCCGGUAUGUUUCGGAGCAAGAACAUCGAUAUCAGCAGAAGAAUAGAUUGCCCUUUCCAGGUUUGGAUAUUCUUUGAUCUAUUUGAGUAUAGUAUCAGAAUUGAUCCAUCCUCUCGAUCAACAAACCUGAAAGCAUGGAUGAAGCAGAAGCCUUCUUUCAUUUUCCCCUCGGAUAUCCCUGGAUAUCGUAAUGUCACCUUGGAUACCGGGGUAUCUGACUAUGACUUCAUCCUGUAUGAUGAUAGUGAUAACGACAUACGAGCGGCUGUAUACAAUAAACGUGAUGACGUCACUAGGCCAAGGUUCUUCUACAGCUCCAACGGUAAAUCACAGACUGCUUUACAAGAUAGUCUUACUAAUCCAGACACCAGCACUACCUUUAGAGAAGCAAGCAUGAUGCAGAUUCGACUUGUGUUCAAUGAUACAUGUGACCCAGUUCUGACAACAAAGUACUACAACACAUGUUCUGAAGCGUUAGAUACCGAGUACUGUCCCUGUGACUGUGCGUACUACGACAAAAUGAAAUACUGGGAAGACAAUGCCCUACCAGCAGACAUGACGGAUGAUGAAAAGAAAGAGACGGUCAGACCAGAAAUGGAGGCGACAAAGAAACAAUUGACUGUCAACAAGACAGACUUAUCUUCCUUCCGUAACAAGAAAAUCAGCGCCGCUGACAGCCGAUCGUCAGCCAAAGGUCUCGGGAUGCUUGGGGCUAUUAUGCUGGGACUCAUUUUUGGUUCUCUCGUCCUGUGUGACAUUGUGUCUCUGAAAACACACGCAACCAAUCUGGGGUGGAACUGUUCAUGUUUGAAACGUCAAACCUGA
Messenger RNA from Ylistrum balloti, 1011 nucleotides. RefSeq lists its product as uncharacterized. Bases 1 to 1011 code for a protein of 336 amino acids. The transcript is spliced from 7 exons. NCBI's taxonomy places the organism in Eukaryota, Metazoa, Mollusca, Bivalvia, Pectinida, Pectinidae. The record is from RefSeq and is a predicted model, not a curated record.